Schizophyllum commune H4-8 is the source of this 1880-nucleotide messenger RNA. RefSeq lists its product as uncharacterized. The record is from RefSeq and is a predicted model, not a curated record. The coding region runs from base 78 to 1727 and encodes 549 amino acids. NCBI's taxonomy places the organism in Eukaryota, Fungi, Basidiomycota, Agaricomycetes, Agaricales, Schizophyllaceae. The transcript is spliced from 2 exons.
AAGACGGGCUCGGAGAGAUCAACAACCAGGAGGAAGUGGUUCUGCGGUCGUCCAAUAGGCUUUGAGCGAUACCAGUCAUGGAAGUCGGCCGUACUCUCAACCCGAGUGACCCGUCUGAGGCGGGCGUCUCUAUAAUUGAUUGCUUGCCUUCCGAAAUCCUCGAACAUAUCCUUCUUUGCGUUGCUGCCAACCAUCCCCUCAAACUUCCGCCAAACAACUCCUUCAUCUGUGGGGAAAGGUACUACUUUGCGUGCCCUGCUCUAGUUCUAAGCUGGGUAUGCACCCGAUGGCGAGCCAUCACGCUAGCCAACUCCGCAUUCUGGGCACCUGCUUCAAUCUACAUCUCCCUGACGGACUACGUGGCGGAUGAGGACGAUACUGUCGAAGAACACGCUGCGCGGAAGGCGCGCGGCCUAGCCCUUGUCAAGUGCUACCUCGAAAGGUCUCCCCUGAAACCCCUGCCCCAAGUCAUUCUGUAUGGAGCUUUUGCCGACGCGGCGGACGAGGACCAGUGGGAGGCCGCCUUCGGGGACAUCGUACGCUACGUGGUAUCAACCGCGCACCGCUGGGAAUCCUGCACUCUGCCGGGAUACAUCGUCGAAUGGUUAUCGGUCACGCCCGACGCAGCCCCCGACCCGGUUCUCCUCGAGGCCGCCGCUAUUGAGGAAAAGUACACCGACACAGUGUAUGACCGCCUCCAGUUCUUUUUGCAUGCGCCGCGCCUGCGCCGAUGGCUCGGCGACAUCCCAAACAGCGCCACGGUUUCGCGCCUUCCGUGGCGGCAGCUCACCGAGGUGCGCAUCUGGCAGUUCAUGCCCAUCCAGCGCUUCAUGCGCCUCAUCCGGCACUGCGAGCAGCUCGUCGACCUCGAGGUUAGCCUGCAUAGGAGCGCGGGUGCUGCGCCUCUGCCAACCUAUGGAAGCGUACUACUUGCGCAUCUCGAGAGCGCAACCAUCACACUGGACAACGGGGAGAUCCUGUCGAGUCUCUUCGCAACGCUUGUCACACCGAAGCUCAGGUGUCUGGUCCUCAACGGCUCAUCGCCCCUAACGCAGUGGGACCUCGAGCGCAAGGGGCAUCUCUGUCUGCAGCGCUGGCCCACGCUCGCGUUCGACGGGUGGCUUGAGCGGUCGCGGUCCGCGGCGCCGGACGGUGCGCGCUGCGCGCUGCAGAAACUGCUCCUCGCGCACAUCACCAUGCCGCGGGAUGACCUCGUCUGGAUACUAGAAAACCUCCCCCACCUCCGAGAUCUCUCACUGCAGGAGUUAGAGGACGGCUCUCCCGAGCGACACGACCACGCGUCCUCUAUCGACGACGAUGUCCUCCGGCGCAUGACCGUCCUCAGGCAUACCAGCAUGGACGGCCUGCCCGACCGCAGGCCCGAGCUCCUCCCCGAGCUUGGAGGGCUCACGAUCGCCGGCGUCGUCCACUUCGACGGGCGCAGGCUCGUCGACAUGGUCAAGUCGCGAGCUGACGUGGCCAAUUUGGGGGCGGACAUCGCUGACGCCGCAUCACCCCUCGAAUUCCUCUGCAUCCAGCCCGAAAGGGGUUCGACCACAGUGCUAGACGAUGCGGCGCAGGCCCAACUGAGGGACAUCCUAGGAGAUGAAUUCAUCUAUGGCGACGGCCAUCUGUCGGCGCAGACACUCUUCAGGUACUUCAAGGAGUGGCCGCGGUUGAUGGCGACCCAUCGUAUGCAGAUUAAUAUAGAUGCUAUGGAAGUGUAGUGCUAGGAUGAUUGUUUGAGGUCCACUCCACCGCAAGAUGAGCAUACUCUACUGCAAAAUAGACAUAUUCUACUGCACAAUUGCGAUAUAUUCCUCUAGCGCGCAUCCCAUUCGUCUGAACAGAACAUUUGCCUCGCACUCCGGCCACCGACC